GCUGUGUUCCGUUUCUCUCACCGAUUAGUGAAUCACUGGAAUUCUUUAUCAGAAAACAUAACAUCGGCACUUUCUGUUGAUUAAUUAAAACAGAGGUUGAAUCUCCACAAUACUAAAAAUUGCAAGGAAUAAUAUACUUACUCUCGAAGACGAAUUCUCGGUUACGUCUGGCGCUAAUAUAUGAACUUGUGCGUUACUAAUGCUUAGAGCUAGUGGACUUUCUUUAGUCUGUCGUAGAAGUUAUGGGUUAUGGGGUUUCAUCUAUCAUAGAGAAAGCCCAGCUGUUAGACUAUUUUACAAGACAUUGAGUCUACUUGGGAUACCAGUUGGAAUUUUAACAGUUUAUAUCGCCUUGAAAAAUGAGCAUCAUCAUGAAGAAGAAAUGAAAGAAAAGGAGACAUUCAUUCCUGUUUUCCCCAGAGAGAUAAGGAAGCUACAUUGGGGUGAUGGUAAAACGUACUUUACGGAUCACGUUUCGAAAUUAAUAAACUAUACGCCGCGCACCACAUCUACGUUUCCUAAGCCAGCAGAUUAGCUUAUUUGGCUUUAAAUUUUUUAGUCUCAUCACUUGCUUGUUAUGCUGGUUUUAAUAGUCACAAGUUUGUUCUUGUGAACUCAUCUAACGAUUUAUGUAGAAAUACAUAUGUUGUUCGUAGUUAUUUGCUUUAAUCUCUGAUGAUUUGGAAUUACGGGUUGCCUGCAUUUAAUUUCGUGUCAUUUGUGUAAGACCAUUAGACGUAAUAACAGUAACCGAUAUUUCUCGUACGUUCUAAAAACGGAAUCCAAAAGCUCUAAAACGUUCCACCACUUUUUUAUUGGGAUGCUUUGUUUUCAGAUGUUCUGAAAGAGUCCUCUUACUAGUGUAUGAAAUAUUUUAACGUCCAACCCAAUUAUUUGUUGUCCCAACCAUCUGUGUUACUUCGCUAACAUAACUGCAUUGGAAAUUACUUUAUGUAAUUGUUUCGUUUCCUUCAAUAACUGAAUAAGUCCGUGAAUUCUUAAUAAAGUAUAAGUUAUAGUAUUUAGUUUCAGAAUACUAAGAACUCAAGUCACUAGUAGCGAGAUCUAUAUCUUCAUAAACUCGUCAAUAAAUGCUAACAUCUAUUGACUGGUUUUUACACAAUUCCAGCCACUAAAUAGAUUUAUUCUCUCUGUGGUAGAUCACAACCUU
Molecule: messenger RNA, 1171 nt
Organism: Schistosoma margrebowiei
Lineage: Eukaryota; Metazoa; Platyhelminthes; Trematoda; Strigeidida; Schistosomatidae
Source: the annotation of a GenBank genome assembly